This is a messenger RNA of Cylindrotheca closterium, 2595 nucleotides long. The record is from the annotation of a GenBank genome assembly. NCBI's taxonomy places the organism in Eukaryota, Bacillariophyta, Bacillariophyceae, Bacillariales, Bacillariaceae.
AUGACGCUUCGAAGAAGCACUCGCCAACGCAAUCCCACACAAAAGCCAGCUCCAGCUCCCGCACCAGCUCCCGCUCGUACCAAGCGCAAGGCAGCACCCAAGAAAAAGAAGGCAGCGCCCGCUACAAAGAAGAAGACCAAGCUUACCAAGUUGAAGUCACUCAAAACAAAGCAAGCUGAAUUUUCUCUGGAAGAUGUCGUGGUGGAUCCUCAAGCCAGUCUAGGACACGUCGUGGUCUGUAAGACUCCUGAUGACGACGAAGUUCCCACCGAUGCCAUGCUGGCACUGGUAAAUCCAGCCAAGAACUCGGACAAGUUCUAUAUCCUUCAGUUGGUGGAGGAGGAAAAUGUUGACAAUAAAUUCCAUCUCUACAUGCGCUGGGGACGUACUGGAACAUCUGGACAAGCUCAAAUAGAAGAUUUUGAUGACUUUGACAAGGCAUAUGCAGCCUUUGACGAGAAAUUUAAGGCCAAGACCAAACUUCCAUGGGCAGAACGCCAAGAAGCUGCUGCUCAAGAUGAAACUCACUACCAUUUUGUUGGUCACAACAUGUUCAAUAUGGACGAACAUUAUGUGAGUUCUGCGGGCCAAGACAAUGCCUCUGAGGACAAUCCCAAGUGGCAAUACUGGGUAGGCGAUGGUGUCGAUGGCAAGGAAGAUGGCUGGUACGACUACGAUGCUACUGGAGGAGCCCAAGUCGAACGUCUAUGGCGAGAGUUUCAGAACCUCUUGGCAUCCACUCAACAGCAACACGAAGCUACCUAUGUGGCUGUCCGGAUUGUAGCCAGUGGUGUCUGGAACUAUGCUGUCGAUUUGGUGAAUAUGACCCAAACCAAUGUGACUCAUGCCAAUCACACACAACGUUUCAUUCGUCGUUUUACUGGUGGAGAUGACAACGGACCACCGGCUGCGGUGACAUCCACAGCACCAGUCGUCCCAGUGACUCCCUCGUCUUCCAACACUACGACCAACUUGAAGACGCCUCCAGUCACUACUUCCUCUUCCGCUGCUGCAGUCAUCACACCUGCCCAACGAAAUCUCUUUUCCACUCCUAAGCAGUCCGCUGGUCCUCCCGUGGAUGAUUUGAUCAGUGUCGUGGGCAAGAACGCUUCCGACUAUACAGUGGUCGAAUCUGGUGAGAAUCCAGGGACUUGGUACGAUGUUGUCUUGAAUCAGUGCAACAUCGGGGGAAACAACAACAAGUACUAUCGACUCCAAAUGUUACAAGAGAUUAGUACGAAACAAAUUUACGUGUGGUUCCGUUGGGGGCGUGUUGGUGAAAUGCCAAGGUCCAGUACUUCGACUUGGCUGGGACCUUUUGAUGACGAAGAAGGCCCCGCUUUCAAGGCCUUUACCAAGAAAUACCGUGACAAGACUGGCAAUGUCUUUGGCGCUACCGAUUUCAAACCCAAAAAGGGCAAGUACACACCAAUCGAAGUCGAUCACAAUGUGGAAGUUACCGACGAAGCCUUGGACGCGGCAUCUGCGGCCAAUCAAAAGAAUGCUGUGAAGACUGAAGAAGUCGAGUAUUUACCCAGCAAAUUGGACAAUACAACAAAGGAUUUGAUUCAAACUCUCUUUUCCAAAGAAAUGCGCAACGAAGCACUAUCGAGUUUUCAAAUCGACUUGAAACGAUUGCCAUUGGGAGUCCCGUCGCAGGCCCAAAUUCAAAGUGGUAUUGACGUGUUGACGCAAAUUGAAGAAAAACUCAAUGAUCCUUCCAGCCAAAGCGACUCGUUUAUGGAGCUGUCGUCUCGAUUCUACACCACCAUUCCCCAUUCGUUUGGACGAUCCCGUCCUCCCGUGAUUGGAGACAAGGAAUCCUUGCAGAGCCGCUACGACAUGUGUAACAUUUUGAUGGACAUGUACUCUACUUCCGAAACCCUUCGCAAAAUUGAGGCGGAAGAAAAGAAGGCAACUGCUGUCAAAAAGGUCCUUCCCAGCCCAGUCGACCAACAUUAUGAAUCCCUUCAUGCGGAUUUGGGGCUAUUGGACAAAAUGUCCAAGGAUUUCCAAGUCGUCAAUCAAUACUUUGAAGCUACGAAGGGGUCUCACUCGUCCGCCAAGUUGUUGAAUGUGUGGUCAGUGAACCGUCAUCAGGAAGAUGAGCGAUUCCAGGAACACGACAAGCUGGGCAAUCGUUGUUUGUUCUGGCAUGGUACCAACAUUGCCGUGGCGGCUCCCAUUUUGACCUCUGGAUUGCGCAUCAUGCCCCAUUCGGGUGGACGAGUCGGAGCUGGAAUCUAUUUGGCCAAUCUACAAGAAAAAAGUGCUCAAUAUACGAGUGGAUAUGGUGCCAAGUAUGCCUGCAUGUUUUUGUGCGAGGCUCCUCUGGGCAAACAGCACACGGUGGAUCAAGAUGGUCCCCAUGCCUCUGGAUUAAAAGCAGCUCCAGCUGGAUUUGAUUCGGUCCAUGCUGUGGGACGCAUCCAACCAAAAAAGUUUACCAAUUUGAAAUUGGAUGGAAAGACGGUCAAGGUUCCUUGCCAAGAGCCACAAGACGGAAACAAGAAGUCUUCAUUUUAUCAUGACGAACUAUUGGUCUACAAGGAAAGUCAAGUCCGUCUUCGAUAUGUCAUUACGGUCAAACUCUAA